Spinacia oleracea (spinach) is the source of this 2339-nucleotide messenger RNA. RefSeq lists its product as uncharacterized. Gene Ontology annotation, cellular component: RNA polymerase I transcription regulator complex. The transcript has 10 exons. Bases 385 to 2280 code for a protein of 631 amino acids. The record is from RefSeq and is a predicted model, not a curated record. Lineage: Eukaryota; Viridiplantae; Streptophyta; Magnoliopsida; Caryophyllales; Amaranthaceae. Gene Ontology annotation, biological process: transcription by RNA polymerase I.
AUCUUCUUCAACCUAAUUUCAGUUUUCUGGCGGAAAAACUUUCAUACAAUCAGCAAGUUUGCUUGCGAAACGUGAAUAUUAGAUUGAAAUCUCGUUUCCUAUUCGUUUCCGGGAUGAAUUCAGUUUCAAACACGUCUCUAUUUUUCUGAAACGGUUUCGGCGCGUUCCGAAACGCUUUGCCGAUUUCCCCGUUCCAGGACGUUUCGGAAACGUUGUAGUGUAUGGGGCAAGCAUCAUGUGGGAGAUUUCAGGAGCUUAUGAAAUUCUUAUUAAAUUUUUUAAAAAAGUCUGAGCUGGGACACUUCAGCCAAGCUUGACGUAAAAGCUCGAGCUUAUCUCUUUCAUUACAUCUUUGCAAAACCAGGAAUUAAUAAGGUGGGUCACAUGAUGGAAGCAAUUGAAGGUGAUUAUCUGCAUAUAUCAGACGGAGUUGAUAUUUCAGAUGCAAAUAAAGACUUUGACAAAAAACCGAGACCAAUCCAUCUAGCAAAAAGUAGUCAACCUCUAAGGGGAAGGAGAUCUUUCAAGAGAGUAGCAAUGUUAUUGACCAUACCUUCUUAUACCCUCAGGGUGGGUUCAAUGAAUGUAUACCGUGAAAAUCGCAUGAGGUUGCAGUACCUCCUCCGUAAGCUUGUGGCACAACACAAUUGGGUGGACGCUAGUGGAGUGCUAAGUGCAUUGUUAAAAGGGACUUGCAGAGAAAAAACACCUCAGAACAACCGUAUGAAGUAUUGGGUCGCAAUGGAGCUUCUUCAACAUAUGAAAUGUGAUCCAGACUCAUCAAGGAUUGAGCACUUGUACGAUACGUGGAAGGAAAAGAUAAAGUCUGCCAAGAAGCGGCCAUUGAAGGACAGGUCCGUUCUGUUGGAGUACAUACUUUUAUGUCUUGCACGAAAUAACCAUGACUUUGCCCGUGUUAAUUUGCACAGUCUUCAGCAGGAAUAUGAAUCCGCAAGAGACCAAAAGUCUAAUCUGGUAAUGGGUUUGACCAAUUAUGAGUUGUGGUAUUCCGAGCUACCAAAUGAGAUGCGGCUGGGAAACGUAGAAGAGUCUUGCAUGCCUAUGGAGUCGGAGACAAUGAAAACCAACUCCUCUAAGGAAAUAGAUAACCUGAAGGGAGAGGAAGCAGCCAGUGUUUAUGAGACAUUUUCAAACUUGCACUAUUAUUCGGAGACAUCUGUUGUGAAUGACAAGGACACUUGUGCAAAUGCCAAUAUAAGGCUAGAUGGGGAAGUAUCUGGGAUAAAGCCAGUUAAGAAUAUCAAGAAAUCCCAGUCACAAGAUUUUUAUAUGAAAUCUGAAGAGUUAAGUGUAGAAAUUGAUGGCUCAAGUCAACAUGGUUAUGAUCAAUUUCAUUGUUCUUCUGCCUAUAAUGUACACAGCAUGCAAUCAUUGUUGCCCGUAAGAGUGCCUUCUUCAGAUAAUUUUAUGGACAUCCUCUCUUCUCGUAGACAGCUUUUUGGUGAUCAUUACAAGGAAGCUUUAAAGUUUCUAAAGCUUGCUCUUCAGUCCCCGCCUCCAAUCUCAGAGGCAGCAUUACUUCCUUCAGUACAGUUGUUGCUCCUUGGUGGCCAUGGUAAGGAAGCCUUAGCUAUUGUUGAGCAGUCAUGCAAUGAGUCAAGCUCAAUUCUUUCUUUUAGAUUAAAAGCUCGUCUUUGGGAGUGCUUUGAUGCGAAUAAUUAUGAUGAACUCUCUGCAUGUUUUGAGGAUGUUAUGAAGAAGGAUCCCACAUGUAGGCAUUCUCUAGCAAGACUCAUGGACUUGCAUCAAAAAGGAGAAUAUGCUACUGAACGUCUAGUGGAGAUGAUUGCUCUUCACUUGGAUGCAACAUAUGGAGAUCACACUUCGUGGAGGGAAUUUGCGUUGUGUUUGCCUAAACUUUCACAUUGUGAAGAAGACAGAAUGUCAAUGUGUGUGGAUGGGGAGCAAGUUAAGAGUGGGAAUUUGCAUACUACUCGGUUCUGUAGGACACCUGCCUCAUUGGUGGAGGGCAUGUCUGGGAAGGCUUGGAAAUUUCGAUGUAAAUGGUGGUUAAACCGACAUUUUAGCAAGCAUAUACUGGCAUCGGAAAUGGAAGAAGGUGACUUGCAGCUGAUGACAUACAAGGCAGCUUGCGCAUCGCAUUUUUACGGGCAAGAGAUGCAAUAUGUUAGGAAGGUUCAUACGUACUUGAAAGAGCAGGAAUCCGAGGCCGAGCCUGAUAAGAUGCUGUUGUCAUUUUUGUCUACGCACAUGAAAUAUUCUGUAGGUUUUUUCUCUAAUUUUGUUAGGAAAUGGUAAUCUUGUCAUCAUAAGAAAGUAUAUUUAUUAGUCAAGGCUUUCUGCACUUCAUUCCUUUA